AUGUAUGAAAUAUUUGAUUAUCUUGAUGAAUAUGAUAUUUAUGAAUCAUUUUAUGAUCUUAAUCAACGUUUUAAAAAUCUUCUUAUUAAAUCAAAUCUACCAAUUGAAAUUAGAUUUCCAUCGAUAUCAAAAUUAAAUUUUUAUAACUAUUAUCGUCAAAUGAUUCUUUCAAAUCGACAUCGAAUAACUUUAUUUCAUUUAAUAAAUCCAUUUACAAUUGAUCUUAUGUUUUCAUCAUCAUUUUUAAGUUUAAAAUUUAUUCGAAUUCAAACACUUAUUCUUGAUAAUAUGCAUGCAACAUAUCUUGAAGAUAUAAUUGAUUAUAGUAUUCCUUAUUAUUUACCUAAUCUUUCUUCAUUAAUUAUUCAUGUUGUUGAUCAAAUUCAAGUUCCAAACUAUUUUUAUUAUCAAAUUUUUUCUUUACAAACUUUAAAGUAUUUUAAAAUUACAUGUGAAACAAAAAAAGAUGAUAGAUUAUUGUUACUGAUUGAUGAUGAUGAUGAUGAUCAUGAAUACAGUCCUAUUGAAACUCUUAUUAUUAAUGAUUAUAUUCGACUUGAUGAAAUAAAUGAUAUUUUAUCUUAUUUUCCUAAUCUUCAUCGUUUAUCAAUUGAUUAUCUUGAGGGUAUUUAUAAUAAACAACUAAAACUUGAUUCAAUUCAUUUAAAAUCUUUAACAUAUGUUAAUCUUAAAGUUCAAUGUCUUGAUUUUAAUCAAUUUGAGCAAAUGAUUAUCGGUUAUUUCCAACAAGUUGAAUCUUUAUAUCUUUCAUCAGGAUAUUAUAAUGACUACUUAAAUGCAAAUCGAUGGCAACGAUUGAUUUCAAAUCAUAUGAAAAAUUUAAAAGUUUUUGAUUUAUAUCAUAUGGAUGUAAAACGAUUUGAUAAUAAUUCUCAACAAAUAUAUCAUGAUAUGAUUAAGAAUUUUGCUUCUCCAUUUUGGACUAAGCGACAAUGGUUUUUUACACAUCAUCAUGAACAAGAAGGAAAUUGUCAUACAGGAUAUUUUUAUUCAACAAAUCCAUAUAAGAGAAAAGAUUGUACUUUAUACUAUGGAACAGAUGAUAAUAAUUGUCAAUUUUAUCAACAAACAAAUUUCGAUAAAAUUAAUCAUGUUCUUGUAUGUGGUACACUAUCUAAAAAUAGUAGUAUUAUUAAUUAUUUUCCAAAUGUUACUGAACUUACUCUUGAUCUAUCUAAUGAUUCAAUUGCAAUCGAUCUUAAUCGUAUUCUUCGUUUAUCAAAACUUAAGAAAUUAGUUAUUGAAUGUUAUGAAUUUCCUUUUAAACGAUUGAUCAAAUUAUUAUAUUCAACAGUUAAUUUAAAUUCAUUAAAACUUCGUAGAACAUCAAUAAAGGAUACUGAAUAUGAACCAAUUCAACAAAGUGAAGCAUUUCGAAUGAUAUCAAAUAAGAAUAUGAUUAAACAUUUGGUUAUUGAUGAAUGUUGCACAUUGAAAAAUAUUCAAUUAUUUGUUGGUUUAUGUCCUCGAUUACAACAACUAACAAGUGGAAUGAAUCGAAAAGAAUUUUUAUCGAUUGUGCGAUUUUUAUUAUCAAAAAAUGACAAAAGUAUUCAAAAUUUAUACUUUUUAUGUAUUUUACAUGCACCCAAAGUAUCAUUGAAGGAAAUGAAAAAAUUUAUUAAAUUAGAAAAAGUAGUUGAUGAUUAUUCGAUAAACCAUAUUGAUCGUAAAUUGUAUUUGUGGUGGUAA
Molecule: messenger RNA, 1713 nt
Organism: Rotaria sp. Silwood2
Lineage: Eukaryota; Metazoa; Rotifera; Eurotatoria; Philodinida; Philodinidae
Source: the annotation of a GenBank genome assembly